Messenger RNA from Melospiza melodia melodia, 1906 nucleotides. It is a transcript of the gene F11R, whose product is annotated as F11 receptor. The coding region runs from base 1 to 969 and encodes 322 amino acids. Gene Ontology annotation, biological process: regulation of membrane permeability; cell adhesion; intestinal absorption. Lineage: Eukaryota; Metazoa; Chordata; Aves; Passeriformes; Passerellidae. The transcript has 10 exons. The record is from RefSeq and is a predicted model, not a curated record. Gene Ontology annotation, cellular component: bicellular tight junction.
AUGGCCGCGCUGGCCGCAGCCCAGGUGACCUCGGAGGACCAGGAAGUGCCGGAGCACAAACCCGUGGAGCUGCGCUGCGCCGCGUUCCGCUCCAGCUCGGGCAGCGCCCGCAUCGAGUGGAAAUUCCAGAGGGGCUCAUCCCUGACACUGAUCUACUACGGGGGGAGCUCACAGCCGUACCGGGACCGUGUCCAGUUCUCGCCCACGUCCAUCCGCUUCGGCUCGGUGACGCGGGAGGACAGCGGCAAGUACAUCUGCGAGGUGGUGGCGGAUGGCAGCCACAUCGCCAAGUCCGAGGUCAACCUCAUCGUGCAGGUGCCCCCGGGGAAGCCGCUGGCACACGUGCCCAGCUCUGCCACGGUGGGUGCCCGCGCUGUCCUGCGCUGCUCCGAGGCCCAGGGCUCGCCCCCUCCCACCUUCCGCUGGUACAAGGACGGCACCGAGCUGCCCCAGGACCCCAAAUCCAGCCCCGCCUUCCGCAACUCCUCCUACAGCCUGGACCCGCGCACGGGGGAGCUGGUGUUUGAGCCCGUGGGGGGCUGGGACACGGGCGAUUAUCACUGCGAGGCCUCCAACAACGUGGGCAGCCCCCAGAAAUCCGACGUCUUCCGCAUGGAGGCAGUAAGGAGCGAGGUGAACGUGGGUGGCAUCGUGGCCGCCGUGGUGCUGCUGCUCCUGUUCCUGGCGCUCGCCGCCUUCGGCGUCUGGUUCGCCCACAGGCGUGGCUACUUCAGCAGUGAGAGACUGGGAGGGAAAAAAACAGACCCCGCCUUGGUGUCACCUCAGUGUCACCUCGGUGUCCCCCUGGUGUCACCCCGGUCCCUGUGGGGACAGAGGGGACACGGGGGGGGGUGGCACAUCCCAAAAUCCCGAUUUUCCCGCAGUGCCGGAGGGAAGAAGGUGAUUUACAGCCAGCCCUCGCGGCGCAGCGAGAGCGAGUUCAAGCAAACCUCCUCGUUCCUGGUGUGACGUCGUCCCCGCCGCCCCCGGACGCUUUUUCCCAAUUCCCGGAAUUCUGCAGGAUUUUAGGAGAUCCACGGGAUUUUGGGAAUUCUGUGGCGUUUUCAGAAUUCUGUGGGGUUUUAGGAGAUCCACGAGAUUUUGGGAAUUCUGUGGGGUUUUGGGAAUUCCAGCAGGAUUUUCAGAAUUCCGUGGGGUUUUAGGAGAUGCACGGGAUUUUGGGAAUUCUGUGGGGUUUUGGGAAUUCUAGUGGGAUUUUCAGAAUUCCGUGGGGUUUUAGGAGAUCCAUGGGAUUUUGGCAAUUCCUGCGGGAUUUUCAGAAUUCUGCAGGAUUUGGGAAAUUUCCUGUGGAAGUUUUGGGAAUUCCCAUAGAAUUUUUGGGAAUUCCGGCAGGAUUUUCAGAAUUCCGUGGGGUUUUAGGAGAUCCAUGGGAUUUUGGGAGUUCCCAUGGGAUUUUCGGAAUUCUGCAGGAUUUGGGGAAUUUCCAUACAAUUUUUGGGAAUUCCCACGGGAUUUUUUGGGAAUUCCUGUGGGAUUUUCGGGAAUUCCUGCGGGAUUUUAGGAGUUCCAUGGGAUUUUUUGGGAAUUCCGCAGGAUUUUUUGGGAAUUCCCGUGGGAUUUUUGGAAUUCCGCGGGAUUUUCGCCGCGGUUUUUUUAAAGCCUCUCCGGUGCCUUCGCCGCUGCUGCCUCUGGAACUUGGGGGUCCCCGUGUCCCCUCUUUGUCCCCUCUUUGUGUCCCCUUUGUCCCCUCCCCUCGUUCCCCCUUUUUGUCCCCCCCCGCCAUUGUCCCUCCCUGUCCCCUCUCUGUCCCCGGGAGGCUCUGGGUGGGGGGGGGACAGGGCUGGUGCCACCACCUGGGGACAGCGCCAGUGUCCCCCUGGUCCCAGUGUCCCCCCAAACUGGGAGCGUGGUGGGGGGGGUACUGGAAAUAAACCUGUGUCCUUUA